Molecule: messenger RNA, 234 nt
Organism: Cladocopium goreaui
Lineage: Eukaryota; Dinophyceae; Suessiales; Symbiodiniaceae
Source: the annotation of a GenBank genome assembly
AUGGAAAGAGGGGAUAUCCAACCAUCCUCUUUGGUCAUCAAGGUUUCCAAAGCUAUCGGAAAGCGCUUGGCCAAACUUGGGGUGCACCAAGAAAGGCUAGCUUCGCCAAUCAACGAAACCCAGGGAAAGUUGCUCGACAAGGUCAAGAAUUUGACCAAGGACUUGACUGAGAAGGAUGAGAAAAUUGGUGAGCUCUACAGCGCAGGGUUGGUUAAUGGUUUCAACAAGGGGUGA